AUGUCUGAUCCUGUACCCGUUCGUGUGGAGGUCAUCAACCAGGAAAAACCACUCGGACGAGGUGAAAGUUGUAAGGAGACAACUUGUGUCAUCUCUGAACCGAAACCAUCACUGAUUCAAACCCAUAUAUUAGCGAUAAUAUGGGAAGCCGAAACGAGCGACGCCAGGUAUCCUCGAGUUGCCAUCAAGGUCGUACGCACUUCGAAGUUUAUAGCGAACCCGUCGCUUCGCCGCGAGGCUUGUGCGCUCCUCAGGCUCAAAGGUCAUCCUGGAAUACCAGAGGUUUACGCCUUGGGCCGGUCGAAUUUUCACGAAUAUCUUGCCAUGCAGUUGCUAGGAGAGCAUAUUGAUCCAGGGAAGAUGGUCUUGACGCUAGGGGAACUAGCAGUCCUUGCCGGCCAGAUGUUGGAUAUAGUGAGGCACAUCCACUCCCGAGGCCUUAUUCACGGCGACAUUCAACCACAUAAUUUCUUCUUCGGACGCGACGACCACGCCAAACAACUAUAUUUGGGCGACUACGGGGACACGACAUGGCAUACCGAUCCAGAGACGAACAUGCCUAUCCCUUGGCAUACCUUGAGGAGUAUCAGGGGGACGACGAGCUACUGUAGCAUCAAAAUGCAUUAUCACAAUAGCCCAUCGCGCGCAGACGACAUGGAAUCACUGGGGUACAUUAUCGUUCACCUCCUCCGUGGUUCUCUUCCAUGGAAAUGGGAAAGGACGAUCAGAGCGGUGUGUACUUUGAAACAGCUUUGGUCAGGAAGUGAUCUCUGCGCCGGUUACCCCCCUGUAUUCGGCCAAUUUAUCGACUACGCUCGAACGCUGCAGUUCGAGGACGAGCCCGAUUACGCCUCAUGGAUUGAGCGUUUCCGAAACUUAUCCCAACUCGAACCGGAAAUCGCCAGUGCAACAAUCGGCACCUCGUUCAAGGAUAAUCCCAAUGCCUCGUCGAUCGUGAUACAAUCACCACCAGCCUCGGUGCCAGCGUGGUUCGUACCCUUCGACGACGAUAGAGACUACGUUCCGGAAGUGGCCUUCAACUUGCCAUUCGCCAGGACUCCCGAGUCGCGGGAUCAGAUUGGAAAUGAGAAGGAGACUGUUCGUCGACUUUUGGGAUGGAUUCAUGCGGUCGAGAUGGAGGAAGAAAUCUGUGACUAUGUCCCUGAGCAUAUGCUGAGUUGGGAAGAAGAGGACGAGGACGAAAAUAAGUUCGGGGGGAAAUACCUGAAAGAAAUAGACGAUUAG
Messenger RNA from Stereum hirsutum FP-91666 SS1, 1245 nucleotides. RefSeq names its product kinase-like protein. The transcript is spliced from 4 exons. Gene Ontology annotation, biological process: signal transduction; peptidyl-serine phosphorylation. The record is from RefSeq and is a predicted model, not a curated record. Bases 1 to 1245 code for a protein of 414 amino acids. Gene Ontology annotation, molecular function: ATP binding; protein serine/threonine kinase activity. Lineage: Eukaryota; Fungi; Basidiomycota; Agaricomycetes; Russulales; Stereaceae. Gene Ontology annotation, cellular component: nucleus; cytoplasm.